GGCCCAGACAGAAAUAGCUCUCGCGCAGUUCACCCUAGCUUUCCCAGCCUCUGGGGCCCGCUCCCGGGUCUCCCUGGUCCUUAUCUCCACAGCCUGAGCCUGGCUGCUCACAGGGCUCUUCUGCACAGCGCGGGGGAGGCACCUGGACCAGGCUGCUCAGCGCCCCUUGAGCUCUGGCAGCCCCUAGGGGAAGGCGGGAGCCCGGGACAGCAAUGCCAGGGCGCGGUCUGCCCUGCGCGGCCCGGAGGGGCUUGGGCACUUGGCUGCUGGUUGGCCUGGGGGUCUGGGCGCUAGGCGGUUUCUGCAGCCUAGGGGUAGCAGCCCCGCAGAGCUGGGCCUCUAAAUUCCUGGGGCCGCCAAGCCCCUGCCAGGCGCCCCAGCAAUGGGAGGGGCGCCAGGUUCUGUACCGGCAGACCACCGGGCUCAACAGCCGCGCCCUCCUCUCCUAUGACGGGCUCAACCAGCGGGUGCGGGUGCUGGAGGAGAGGAAGGCUCUGAUCCCCUGCAAGAGAUUAUUUGAAUAUAUUUUGCUCUUUAGAGAUGGAGUGAUGUUUCAGAUUGAACAAGCAACCAAGCUGUGCUCCAAGUUCACUCUGGCAGAACCCUGGGACCCGCUAGAUAUCCCACAGAAUUCCACAUUUGAGGACCAGUACUCCAUAGGGGGUCCCCAGGAACAGAUCACUGUCCAGGAGUGGUCCAACAGAAAGUCAGCUAGAUCAUAUGAAACCUGGAUUGGCAUUUAUACAAUCCAGGAUUGUUAUCCGGUCCAGGAGAUCUUCAUGAAAAAUUUCAGUGUGCUGUUCUCCACGCGGUUUUUUGACAUAGAGCUGGGCAUCAAGGAUCCGUCGGUGUUCACCCCUCCGAGCACGUGCCAGACAGCACAGUCAGAGAGGAUGAGUGAUGACUGCUCUUGAUCUGCUCACACAUGACCUUCUCUUCCCAGGCCUGGAGUGGGCCCAACCUGCAGCUUGAGCUGUUCUCACAAUACUUCCUAGGCUGUGUACUAAUUUCCUGUGUACUAAAUGCCAACACAGUCCUGGCUCUGAGCUCCUUAGCUGCGGGUACCGUGUCAUGUUUAUUUUUAUAUGCCCAGCACCAAGUAAGUGCCUGGCACAUAGUGCCCUAAACAUUUGUAGAGAAUGUCAGCCUCUAUGAACCUUUGAGUCCUCGCUUAUUAAAUGAGAUUGGGUGUGUGAUCUCUAGGGAGAUACUGAGUAGUAAAAUGUUGUAAAUUCAUAUGCUAUCGCAUUUCAUCGGAUCAACUAUCUAUCAUCUACUACCAAGAAAAAAAAAUCUGUAACACCUAUGCUAUGCUGAAAACAGUCUGUACUACUCACAGCUUAUCACUGUUAUCUCAAUAAAUACAUUUAAUUGAAAGUCAAA
Molecule: messenger RNA, 1383 nt
Organism: Erinaceus europaeus (western European hedgehog)
Lineage: Eukaryota; Metazoa; Chordata; Mammalia; Eulipotyphla; Erinaceidae
Gene: EPDR1
Product: ependymin related 1
Exons: 4
Coding region: 213-914 (233 amino acids)
Biological process (GO): cell-matrix adhesion
Cellular component (GO): extracellular region; lysosome
Molecular function (GO): calcium ion binding
Source: RefSeq, a predicted model, not a curated record